Hydatigera taeniaeformis is the source of this 2247-nucleotide messenger RNA. The record is from the annotation of a GenBank genome assembly. NCBI's taxonomy places the organism in Eukaryota, Metazoa, Platyhelminthes, Cestoda, Cyclophyllidea, Taeniidae.
CAGAUAGUUAUUCAACUCCACCUAUUCACGCCACCUCCUCCACUCUUGCAUCACAUGGUCGAGUUGUACCGUCACGUGCGAAAGGGUUACCAGGAUCCCUACCGAGCCCGUCUCACUCCUACCGAAGCGGUAGAUUUGGAUUUAGCUGAGUCUAUGGAGAGCUCUCUUCCCUACUGCACCUUUACCAAUCGUGGUCUUGCUCUCGUCUUUCCACUUUGCCCUCGUCUCUCCAGCCUCACCAUCCGACAUGCGCCCUACAUCACCCGUUUUCCCCGUAUUGAUCAACUACUUCCUGCGGAAGCUGCGGCACAAACAGUAGCUCCUGCAUCAACUUCACAACCUUCAGUUUCAAUCUCCAUACCUGUUCCGCAACAGUUCCCGCAAUCAACAACAUCAACGGUUCUUACAUCACAGCCGCCUCAAAUAUCAACGCCAUCAUCAGGGCCAGUUAAAGUCAUCCCCAACACUGUAUAUCGUUCUUCUCUUCCCUUGAAAUCUCUAACUCUAGAAAAUUGUCCUGGCAUCACCGCAUCAGAACUGGAGAGUAUUCUUGCAAAAGGUGAUCCCUUUGGUUUUUUGGAAUCUCUUGUUCUGCGUGACAUGUUUCCUUUGAGUCGAGAGACUGUGUUCAUGGGUCCUGCCUACCACUGGUCUCAGCGAUGGUUGCUCGAUUCCAACACAAUUUCCGGAACUUGCGUUGGAGGCGAAGGGAGGGAACUUUCAACUAGUCCUGAUUAUCGGAAAUUGGGUCUACUUCUUUCUAUCGCGGACCUCCUCUCAUCUCGUCUAGUCGGCUAUCCACCCAUCUCUCCUGUCGGUAUUGGAAUGGGUUCGUCGGUUCGAGAUGUCUCGCACUCAGCCACUACCACCGGUCUUCGUGUCUAUGAGCUCCCUGUCCAGCCUUUUGACAUCUUUUUCACCCUGCGAACUCAUACUUACUUGACUUCGCUUCUUCAAAUGGACGGCACAUGUGGUCGUCGUAUCUUCGGUCCCUGCAGGAUCCAUCGUCUACUCCUUGACAGUACUCUGAUUGAGAGUUCACCAGAAGUUGGGGUAGAUAAAGAAAAAGAAGAAAAAAGCGCCUUCUUUGUCUCCCGCUCCACCCAGACUUGUGUGUGUGGUCUGCUUGAGUGGGAUUUUGUCCAGCGCCUCCACGUGGAAUCUGGGCCUUCGCAGUUACCACCGGCAGACCCCAAAGACCAGGGUCUGUACCAGCAUCAACAUCAGUUGGGCGGUCCACUGGCCUUUCAUCCCUUCCCUGUGCUUUUGCAGCACAAUGCGCUGUAUCAAAAACUCAUCUGCUCGGACUGGGCGGAUAAGAUAUGCGCCACAGCAAACUUUGAUCGGCUGCGGGAUAAGCAGUGUUCUUUCGUCCGGCCUUUGUGUGGACCUGGCGAGUGCUUCGGAUGUGGUUCGGGUUUUGCAGAACCGCCUUCAAAAACACAACUGGAGCCAUCACUUCAUCACACUCCACGCGUUUGGACGGCUCGUGAUGCUUGUGUGGACACGAGCGAGUUGCGCCAAUUUGUAGGUCCCAAGGCGUGCGUGCUAACCCUGCGUCAACCCAUCGCAUCGCCCCUCAGCUGUCUCACCACACUGCACUUUGAGCGUGUAGGUCUCACCCACCUAGUGCUCUCCAGCGUACCACGAUUGAAGAAUAUCACGCUGGAAAAUUGUCCAGCUCUCACCGCCAUACUGUUCCAUGGCGUCGCAUCCGGUGCUCCCGCCACUGCUAUCACCGUCCCCUCCCCUUCCUCCACUGUCUUCCCGCCUUGUAUCCCCGUGAAGAUGACCAAUCCGGUACCCUUCCUCCGACGUGUUCGCAUUAUCCGAUGUCCGAAAUUCGCUAUUUACAAUUGGCUCGGUGCUGUCGCUGCCCUCUAUCCCUAUCAUGAGGAGAAUAUAUUUAUCACCUUCCGGGAGUGGUUUUUCGUCCAUCAUGCACGUAUAGGAUCUACCAAGCCUCUUAAUCGUGAUUCAAGGGGCGCCGCUAUUCCCAUUUCAACUCUUUUACUUCUGUUCCACUUUCUCUUCUACGACCUGGCGAUAGUGGUAAGGGAAGAUGACACUUGUCACUUAUACAAACCAUCUCGGGGACGUGGCGAUGAAUGUCUUCGUAGGGAACACUCACAAGGUCGGUCGUCCUCGGAGGCUGUCGUUGCCACUCUUGCCACCCGUUGCCACCUUUUUUUAUCACUGAAGGCAUAUGAUGGGUCGUCGAACGAUUCGCCACUGGAAUCAAGUUGA